UGUUCUGUCACAGCGUUGGCCGGGCGGCUUGCGUAUAAACGUCGGCGUCUGCAAAUAAAAGCAUGAAGCAAUGUCGCACGUAAAGAUCAGAACGUGCUCCUUAAUACUGAAAGAUCAUUUUGGUCCCGUUGUACAGGCUGUCGGUGAAGCUCUCCUGAAAGUGUCAUGGAGAAGCUUGGGAGAAAUUGCAAGAGUGACCAAUCUGCCUCUUUCCAAGAUUAAGAAGUCCCUGAUGGUCCUCAUUCAUCAAAAUCUCGCGAACUUCGAAGCUCACCCAAGGGGAACUGUCAAAUACUCCAUAAACGCCGACCGCGUUUUAUACAUGGUCCGAUAUUCACGUUACAUAUACUGCACAAAGAUGCUGUAUGGUGAGGCAGGUGAAUUCAUUGUUGAGGAAAUACUUCUGAACGGCAGAUUGUGUAUGUCUAGUGUCCUCCAGAAAGUUUUGGAAAGACAGCAAGCAGCUGGCAUCGCAGAGAGUGUGAAGGAAAAGUUUGUGGACCUUGUCAAGACUGGCUUCUUGUGCAGAGUUCCGUAUCCCGACCCAAAUGCCCCAGCCUCAAAAAUACCUUCUCUUAUCUUGCCUGAUGAUGUCAUGUACAAGAUUCCAGAGGUCAAAUUGUAUCUGCUGAAGCAAAAGUUGGCUGCUGAAGCUUCUGAAGAGCCACCAACGAAGAAGGUUAAAAUGGAAGAUCCCCAGGAUGACAGACAGCCUGAUGAGAAGGAGUAUUGGCGUGUAAACAUUGAACGUUUCGACCAGCACCUCAGGGACCAGCUGAUUGUUGAGGCGUUGUCGAAGAGAAUGGGUGCAAAGGCCGGCGAGGUGGUGCGCACCAUGUUGCGCCUGUCGGAGACACGAUGCAACCCAAAAGACGCUUUUAGCGCCCCUGUCAGUCGCAGUGAGAUUCACCAGUUCCUGAAGCGAGAGACUACCUCCUCCCCACAGGAGCUGGAUUCCUACCUGAGCCUUGUUUCAGAUGAUGCUCUGGGCCUAGUGAGGCGAACGGAUGAACGAGGCGGCAUGUAUAGCGUCAACAUAGAACGUGCGCUGCGUCUCCUUGCGGAGAACGUCCUGGCAUCCAUAGUGCAGGACCGGUUCGGAGCUAAGAGUUGUCGCAUAUUCAGGCUUCUGCUUCAAAAGAAAUAUUUGGAGCAGAAACAGAUAGAAGAGCUUGCAAUGAUCACUGCCCGGGACGCCAAGGAAAUGACUUACAAAAUGUUCGAGGAGAAGUUUGUAUUGGCACAGGAACUUCCAAGAACUCCGGACUAUGCUCCUUCCAGAAUGAUCUACUUAUUUCACGUUGACAUACCACAGCUGAGCCGUCAGGUGCUGGAAUGGUGUUACAAGGCAAUGUCCAACAUGAUGCUGCGGAGGAUGCACGUCACAGAGGAGCAAAAGCGACUUCUGGACAAAAAGCAGCGGGUGGACCUCAUCUUAUCUACCAUGCGUCCAGAGAACUCCAGUCCAGAGCAGAUUGCAGAGGUCAAAGAAAUGGUUACACCCCCUGAAAGGAGGCAGCUGGCCUAUGUCAGGCAUGUCACAUCUAAUAUAGGACUUGGUGAAGUACAGCUGGAUAAAACCAUCCUUGUAUUGCAGCUCUACAUUAGUUCGCUGUUGAAAUAAAUCAUAUGAACAUUGCACUGACCCAUAA
Rhipicephalus microplus (southern cattle tick) is the source of this 1652-nucleotide messenger RNA. RefSeq names its product RNA polymerase III subunit C (gene Polr3C). The record is from RefSeq and is a predicted model, not a curated record. NCBI's taxonomy places the organism in Eukaryota, Metazoa, Arthropoda, Arachnida, Ixodida, Ixodidae. Gene Ontology annotation, molecular function: single-stranded DNA binding. Gene Ontology annotation, biological process: DNA-templated transcription. Gene Ontology annotation, cellular component: RNA polymerase III complex.